CAGCAGGGAAAAGCCAGAGAUGGGUAUCUCCGGUGCUGUGCAAUGGUGGGAGGAGUGGCAGCUGCGUGUCCUCGUCCUGGGCAGCCUCUUGGUUCAGUGGCUCCUCUUCCUCUCUGCUGCCCACCGUAAGCAUGCUAUCCCUUCCUGGUUCAGAUCAAUAAUAUGGCUUGCGUACCUAGGCAGCGAUGCUCUGGCAAUAUACGCCCUUGCCAUCCUUUUCGGACGCCAGAGGAGGCAAGAUUGUAGCUCUGGGCAGGGCAAUAGUAUCCUGGAGGUGGUGUGGGCGCCGGUUCUCCUGACACACCUCGGUGGACAGGACUGUAUAACUGCGUACAACAUUGAGGACAAGGAGCUAUGGACACGGCACGUCGUCACGGCCGUGUCCCAGAUCACGGUAGCCAUCUACGUGUUCUGCAAAUCAUGGCCAGGCGGCGACAAGAGGUUGUUGCAGGCAGCGAUCUUGUUCUUUGUCCCCGGGAUCCUCAAAUGCAUAGAGAAGCCCUGGGCUCUCAAGAGCGCUAGCAUUAACAGUCUAGUCAGCCCUGCUCCGAGGAGGACCACAUACAGAGAAAGCAGGAUCAACUCGCUUGAAGACUACGUGCAAAAGGCAAGGGCUUUUGUCCAGACCAACCCUCAUUGUCAAGCACAAGAAAGUGAUGGAGUUUACCUUCAGACUGACACUCAUGUGCCUCAAGCACAAGGAGAAGAUGAAGCGGUGGACCUCGAGGCCGAUCAUCAACCUGGAGCACAAGGAGAAGCUGCUGUGAUGGAUCUUGAGUCUGACACCCACCCUCAGACAUCAAACACAUGGAGAAGUGUCCUAAAAAAUGUAAAACUGGGAAGCCUGGGAAACCAAGAAAGGGAACAAAGAAGCCGACUUGAUGACUAUAAUAUGGACCUUGGGGCCUAUAAGCUAUUUCUGGACCUUGCAUCACCGUAUUCUGAUCGAGUUGGUAUCCUGAAAUCCUUCUGGGUUCUCGAGGGAAAACAAGCAUAUGCUUUGUUGCAAAAUAAACUAUUUGGAGCAUUUGAUCUUCUCUACACUAAAAGAAAGAUGUUCAUCUUAUGGGAUGAAAGAAGCAAGGUAAACGUAAGUAUCUUGGGGCUUCUUUCUAGCUGGUUACGGGUUUCAGCUCUGUUUCUGCCAUGGGCAGCCAUCGGCCUCUUCCACAAUAGUCACAGUGAAGCUUAUAAUGCUGACGAUGUCAAGGUUACAUAUGCCUUAUUCUACUGUACAGCUGUGCUGGAGUUUUACAGUAUUUCUUUGAUGAGAGAAAGUAUUGCAAAGGGUCAAGUGAAAUUCAGUUUGGGAUCUCUGGUUGCUGGCCUAUAUGAACACGCAAAAACAACUGGCCUUAUUGGUAGUCUACUAAGUGCCCUGAGUAAUGAGGUACUGAAAACUAGCUUUGUAGGCCAAUAUACACUGGUAGGAUUCUUUGCUCGCAACAAAAGGCACAUCAAGAAGAUGUGCAUCAUGAACUUCUUCAAUUGCAAGGACUUUCUUGACCAACAUUGGUCCAUGAAGCCCUGCGACACAUCUUUUGCCAUUACAGAGUUGGUUCUUAAGUAUGUGAAGAAUGGGUGGGAAGAUCAAAUGAAGGAUGUUGACAGUUAUUGGAAGUUCAAUGACCGCAGAGGCCUAUGGACACUUCAGGCCAACAAGUGCGAGCAAGACCUCGGUUGCAGCAUAAGGAGGCCAUUCGACGAGAGCAUCCUUCUCUGGCACAUCGCCACGGAUUUCUGCUUCUACUUCAUGGGAGCAUCAGCAGAUCACCAGUGCGCCACUGCUCAAUGUAUUCAGGAUGCAUCUGGCGAUGGCCAUGGGUGUGCUGUUUGGUGUGAAAGAUCUCCUCAUCACAAAAGAGCCAUCCGGUGCAGGGAAAUGUCCAAUUACAUGAUAUAUCUACUGUUUGUCAAUCCUGAGAUGUUACUGGCCGGCACCAGAAGACAUCUUUUUAUGACCGCUAAUGCUGAAGUUGAGGAGAUCCUCAUGGAUGAGAAGCCAUCGCUCAAGAAGAUUUUCAAGGCCAAAAAACCAUGGCUCAAGGACAUCCUGAAAGGAGAAAAGCAAUGGCUUAAAGACAUCCUGACGGAAGAAAAGCAACGGCCGAAGGACAUCUCGAGGAGCGAAGAUUCAGUUACAUGGAAGGUUCUCAAGGGCGUGUCGAAGUGGAUCCUCAGGAGCAAAGGCUCACUUUGUUGGAAGGUUGGCAACGGCAUGUCCAAGGAGAUCCUCAAGGCCGAAAGGGAAUGGCUUGAGAAGAUCGAAAGAGAACUUGUGCAGAUAAUAAUCUCCAGGCUGCAGCUCACAGAAUGCAGAGAAGUUGCUGAAUGCACAGAAUUUUCGCCGGAUGCAGAGAUAUAUCCAACUACACAAUUCAUCCAAGAUGCAUGGAAGCUCGCUAAAGCGUUGUUGGAUCUAGGUGAUGACAACAAGAUGUGGGAGGUUAUUGAAGGCGUGUGGGUGGAGAUGCUCUGCUUCUCUGCAAGUAGGAGCCGUGGGUAUCUACAUGCCAAGAGUUUGGGCACCGGCGUGGAGCUGCUCACGUAUGUGUGGCUGCUGCUGUCGUGCAUGGGGAUGGAGACCUUGCCUGAGAGGCUGCAGAGGACAGAGCUUUCAAGUGGAGAAAUGAACGCGUCGACUUCACAGGUCAGCACUGCCAGUAUUAAAGCCGUUGUUUGA
Messenger RNA from Triticum aestivum (bread wheat), 2683 nucleotides. RefSeq lists its product as uncharacterized. Lineage: Eukaryota; Viridiplantae; Streptophyta; Magnoliopsida; Poales; Poaceae. The coding region runs from base 20 to 2683 and encodes 887 amino acids. The transcript has a single exon. The record is from RefSeq and is a predicted model, not a curated record.